UGAGAAUGUUGUAAGAAAGUCUGCGGAGGCGAUAACAAAAGUCUAUGCUAAAAAAAAAAUCAUCUUAUCUCUUAAUUCUCCCCAUGUGGUAGAUGGUCUAUACAUUUAGCUACCUAUAUAUCUACCUUAAUAUUUGGCCUUCUUUCUCAUCAUUUACAAACUUGAAAGCCAGAUGGAGAAUUCUUACAAGGAAGCUUCUACUGUUAGGCACUACAAGAAAUCGGAUCUUCCUCGUCUCCGGUGGACGCCGGAACUCCAUGACCACUUUGUUCAAGCUGUUGAAAACCUUGGUGGAAAACAUAAAGCAACACCAAAGAGAAUUGUGCAAGUGAUGGGAGUAAGAGGACUUGAGAUGUCUCAUGUUAAAAGUCAUUUGCAGAUGUAUCGAAGCACGAAGAAAAGGACCACAAUUAACCUAACGCUACCAAUUGUGAAUAAAUUGCUGGAAGAGGAAAUCGCUUGGGGCACUCCAAGGGAAUUUAUUGGGAAAAGCCAAACAGAGAAACAAACAAUGAAAGAAACAAGAAGCCCAGCCGUGUACAAUUUGCAGGUGAAUGAAGAAGGCGGGGAAGAUGAAAUUCACUCGGAUGUGGAAAUUGAAAAUCAUAGUGAAAUUUCUGAAUUUAUGAACGAAACAACCAGUGAUAAUUGCGGAGAGCGCAGAAGAUUAUGGUCGCUCGAUGAUCAUCUCAUCUCCAAUUCAAGUCAUUUAAACAAUUGCUUUGAUUUCCUAUUACAAUCAAAGAAGAAAAGCAGAAGUCGUCUUAACCUAGAUUUAACUAUCUCAUCAUCAUGUUAUUUGUAAGAUGUUUACUCAAAUUAAAUAAUUACAUAAAUUUAAAUCAGGAGAGCUGAAUAUAUAGAUUGCUCUUUGUUAAAGAAACAUAUACAGAUUAAAUUAAAAGAUUUGUACGUAUAUUCAUUGUCACUUUCAAAUUUAACAUUUACA
Oldenlandia corymbosa var. corymbosa is the source of this 949-nucleotide messenger RNA. Lineage: Eukaryota; Viridiplantae; Streptophyta; Magnoliopsida; Gentianales; Rubiaceae. The record is from the annotation of a GenBank genome assembly.